AUGGACAAUACAAACAUACCUGCGCAUACGUCCCAGGUGGUGUAUGCGGGCCCCGUCCAACUAUUAACCCCACCACUAUCAGACUCCAGUGAAUCUCAACCCCAAAGAGAGCGGCUCAGGCAGUGCAACCGCUCUUCAUCCUCGGAAGAUGAACCCAUACCGGUUCGGGAGGAACCUGAAAUCAAACGUGAAGACCACCGUGUGGGAGGUCCGGUCUUAUGCCGUCUGCCAGCUGCUACGUUUCCCAUAACCUCUGCUGACCCAAUAACCCACGUGUUCAAUUCGGAACUGCGGGACAAAAUCAUGGAGGCUAUCCAGGAGUCCAAUAUCGACUUCCAGGAGAUGUCAGUUUUUAAGCGGCGUUGGAGGGAAUCUCGUGAUAAGCCUCUCCCAGUCAUCCUGAUCAUUGCUAAAACCAGACGCAAUCGUCCAAUUGAUGGUACUUGGUUUCAGCUCUGCCAGAAAAUCCGGGCUUUUUGUGUUUCCGCUGGCCGACCAGAAGUUAAUGUUGAGAUUGGUGACCCCGCCGCCUACAUACCAAUAAUAUCCUCUGCUGUCCUCUCAAGUGAUCCCAUUGUACAACACUGGCCAACGCUGAGACCUCAGAUUCUCAAGAUAAUUAACGGCAGAAUGUGGCUUACCUUGGAUGUACUCCGACGCGGUCCAGAAAAUAGCGAAGGAAUUAUCACAAUUGUCAUCACGAUACCAGAAUGCUCAACAAGUGACGCGUACUCCUGGCGGCCAGUUAGGGACAAGAUUGUCAAUGUUAUCAAUACCACUGGACUCGAAAAUGUGGCAGUUGAAAUUGGGAGGGGAGCAGUAUAUACCUCCGAUGAUAUUGACAAUAACUUCUUCAACGAGAGUGACCCAUGCUCAAAGGCUCACUUUGGAGGAAGUUUGGCCGGAUUACACGAUAGCAAACGACUCGGAACUUUCGGUGGCUUUAUCGUCUUGGAUUUCCCAGACGGAAAGUCUAGAACUUGUGGCCUUACCUGUUAUCACUGCGUAGUCAACGAUGAUAUCGACAGUCCGGCACUUGAAACUUGGGAAAUGCAUGGGCUUCGACCUAACGACCCAAAAAACAAUAUUGAACUUUCCCAUCCUUGCCGAAGAGACUACGAUGAUAUAAUAUCUCACUACAAAGAUGCGAUUGCGAAAAUCCAGACGCCAGAGUACUUCCAGAUGUUAUCUGUAGCCAACGAUCCAGAUGGAUUUCUAAUUCCCUCACAGCGGAGGUAUCUUGAUUAUCAACUGAAAAACAUUGAUGCUUAUGAAAAGAGACUCCAGUUUGCGAAUGAAUUCAUGAGUGAGAAAAAAAAUUACCUCGGAAAGGUCUAUGCUGGUUCUGGCCUUCGACUGAAUGAAGACAUGCGAUCUCUCGACUGGGCGCUAAUAGAUGUCAGUCCCCAAAGAGUGACAGGAAACAAGCUGCCGGAUGGACUCUUAUCGGGACAUUUCAACCCAACAUCACAGGGAGGCCUUGUCACGGAUGCGAAGUUCGAAGUGAUGUUAGAACAGAAGGUUUUCAAAAUUGGUCGGUCCACAGGCUUUACCAGAGGCAUCGUUAACGGGCUUGAAACUACAAAGCUUCGUUCUUGGACCUUUGGAGGUCCGUCUGGAGAUACCCCAAUUCAGAAAUGUGGCAUUGAAUGGUCAAUUGUUCCUGACAAUUCCAAGGAUUCAUUCUCUGCUCGUGGUGACUCCGGAGCGUUUGUUCUAGACGAUAACGCACACAUGGUUGGUCUCGUCUUUGCUGGAAAUACUUACUGUACGACAACAUACAUGACGCCAGUUGCAGCAAUCUUCGAAGAUAUUAAAAAGAUCACCGGCGCCUGUGGAGUAAGGGUAUUUGACGAUAUGGAUGAUUGA
Trichophyton benhamiae CBS 112371 is the source of this 1869-nucleotide messenger RNA. RefSeq lists its product as uncharacterized. The coding region runs from base 1 to 1869 and encodes 622 amino acids. The record is from RefSeq and is a predicted model, not a curated record. NCBI's taxonomy places the organism in Eukaryota, Fungi, Ascomycota, Eurotiomycetes, Onygenales, Arthrodermataceae. The transcript has a single exon.